AUGCGAUCGAAGACGGCGGCUGCCGCGGUCGAGGGGAAUAGCUCCGAAGAAGAGGCCGACGCCGAGGCAGACGCGCAGGCCGUGGAGCGAGCGAUGAGCAUCUGGACCCUCGAGUUCCACGAUCCCAUCUUGGAGAAGUCAUUCCGGAAACACUACCGGUCGUGGGUGAUACCGAGGAUUCGCGUCGGCGUCCAGAUCCAGAUGGCGCUGCACCUUCUGUUCGGCUCCCUCGAGCUGACCUGCGGGUACACCGCCGGGGCCGUGAUGGGGGUGCUUUGCCUCCGACUAGCGAUCAUGGUUUCCCUGACGGGCUUCUCGUGGAUGACUCUCGACAAGAAGUUCCACCGGGUCAUGGAUCCCUUGACCCUGGGUUUCUACAUGUUGAACAGCGUACUGCUGGUGGCCAUCGACGUAGUGUGCAGCGUACGGGGCACCGAGUCGACGUCCGACGGAGCUCCGCUUUACUUUUUCUUCGAGGGCAGAUGGUCCCUGCCAUCUUCGCUCCUCUUUGUGGUGGUUGUUUAUCACAUCAGUGGUCUGCGCUACAUGUACUCGAACAUCGUGGCGUGGAUGCAUUAUUUCUUCCUUUGGCUGGCAAUGGUCAGCGGCUUUUGCUGCGGGGACGGGUUCUGGUCGUUCUUCACGCAGUCCUCCGCACUUGUGCCCAUCCUCCUGGUGCUGUCGAUGAUUUCUUCCAACACGGUGGAGAGGCAGAUCAGAGAGGACUUCGUCCUACGAUGCAACAUUUCGAGCGAGAGAGGCAGAGCCGACGCGAUCUGCGCUUCGAUGCUCCCGGCGAGCGUUUCGGAGCAGCUGAAGGAGGGGACGGCGGCGGAGGCAGUGCUGCAGGAAUGGUCAGAGAUCACCAUCCUGUUCUGCUACAUCACGGGGUUCAAGGAGCUCACGACAAGCUGUGACCCGUACGAUGUUGUGGACUUCGUCAACUCGCUCUUCUCCAGUUUCGACCAGUGCACCGAGUAUCACCACGUGUACAAGCUGGAGGCCAUCGACUGCUCGUACCUUUGCUGCGCGGGGGGUGGGCAGGAGGGGGAGGGAGAAAACCUUGCCCCGCACGCGGAUCGAAUCUGGGACAUGGCGCUCAGCAUGCUGGCCGUCGCCGCCCACGGCAGCAAGUUACCAGCCGCUGUCGGAGCGAAAGAGUCUGGUAGUGGGGCGAUCCUCAAGAUCGGGGUUCACACCGGCCGGGUCGUGGGCGGUGUGUCGGGGGUGAAGUCGUACAGCUACCAUCUCUUCGGCGACACGGUAAACAUGGCUUCUAGAACAGCUUCGACAGGACUGCCGGGCAGGGUGCAGCUAAGCAAGUCUGCGUUUGAGUCCCUCUCCCCUGAAAAGCAGUCGGCUUGCGAGCUUCGCAGGGGCGUGGCCAUGAAGGGGAAGGGGUUGAUCGACACGCACCUCGCCAGCUUCGACCCGGACGGGCUCGGGCAGAGGCUGUGGAGGAACUUUCGACGCUUUGAGAAGAUGACAAAGGUCUAUGACCCCAACUUCCAGCACAAGGGGGGCGGAACCAAGAAAGGGCAAGACCAGGGUGUGUUUUCCCAAGAAGGGAAGAUUCACAUGAUCCGGGUAAAAAGGCUCAAGUUCACUCUCAAGGGGUCCAACUACGAGGACUCGCAGAACACGGCGUUAGGAGACGAGUUGGAGAAGGAGUACCAGCACCAAUAUAACGCGAGCCAUCUCCAGCACUUUCAGAUUUUCCUGCUGGUAGCGUGGGUGUGUGUUUGUGCCUCGAUAUACCUGGAUUUCUACCGGAGCCCUUCUGAGGUGACCAGAGCACGAGUGGGCAUCCGAGUCUCCGUGUGCCUUCUCCUGCUGGUCGUGCUCUUGUCCACGAGAGAUCCCAAGUUUGUUGGCUGGCUGCAGCCGGUGGGGGCCGUCACCGCGGUGAUGUUCUGCAUCUCGCUGAACGCGUUGCUUCUUCUAGUGCCCGAGUUCCACAUGAUGGACAUGAACAUCAUCAGCCUCGUCACGAUAUCAUUGCUCAUGGAUCUCCAAUACGCCUACGUGCUGGCGGUGAAUGUGGUUGACGUGGUGGCUUACACGGCAGCCAUGGUUGGGGCCCAAACACACCAUGGAGAGGACGUGGUGGGGUACCUCCUGUUCGUGUACGGGGCGGCCCUGAUCGGUAGCUACGCGUGCAACAAGAGGGAGCGAGAGUUUCGAUAUACAUACCUCCACCGUCGGAUUCUCGAGGACAACAAGGUGAAAGCGGAAGACCUGUUGAGAAACAUGUUCCCGAACGUGGAGCACGUGCGGGCCCUGGUGAAGGGGCGCCGCGUGGUCGACCACCUCGAAGACGUCACCAUCAUGUUCAGCGACCUCAAGGGGUACACACAGUGGGCCAGCGAAGAGUCGCCGAAGGAGGUCUACCGCGUCCUCAACAAGGUGUACACGGCUUUUGAUACCCACCUGGACGCCCUGGGGGUGUAUAAGCUCGACACGGUCGGCGAUGCUUUCGUGGUGGUUGCCGGCCUCGACGGUUUCAAGUCUCAGGAGGAUCACGCGAUGGCAAUGGUGAAGUACGCUUUCCGCACGCUGUUCGAGCUGGAACGCAUCAAGACCGAGGAAGACCUUAACUUCGAGAUGCGGGUGGGCCUGCAUACUGGGCCGUGCAUUGGUGGCGUCAUCGGAAGGCUCAAGCCUAGGUACCUCUGCUGGGGAAGAACACCUCUGAUCUCGAAUGAGCUGGAAGCCGCCGGAACACCGGGAAAGCUUCUGGUGAGCAGCGCGACGUUCGCGCAGCUCAACAAGCAGGUGCUGCUCACGCGGGGGCUCAAGUUUCGGCCCGGCGAACCCCUCCACGUCAAGACCUUCGACAAUCUGGCGGAUGAGGAGGUGCCGACAUUCUUCAUAGAGAUGGAUUCCAUCACGGCCUUCACUAUCCUGGCAAAUGAAAUCGCCGAGGACCGCGCAGCGGCAAGGCGAGGGUCGUCGGCGCAAAUGUUCGACGACGGAGAACUGACCGGCACGGGCGAAGAUGGAAGUCUCAAGAAAACGCUGCUCGGCGUCACCCGGCUCAAGCGCUUGUUUCACGGCAAAAGCAGCGAAGGUAGCACGGCAGACCCUGGCAUGUCGGAAGACGCUGCUGGGGUUGGGAGGACGAACAACCCAAGGCGACCAAAUCAUUUGAGUGCCACGGGCGUCGUCAUGAGCACCCAGAGCGCGUACCUUGCGAGCCCACCGGGUUCCCCGGAGAGCAAGCAGGUAUAG
This is a messenger RNA of Ectocarpus siliculosus, 3231 nucleotides long. The record is from the annotation of a GenBank genome assembly. Lineage: Eukaryota; Phaeophyceae; Ectocarpales; Ectocarpaceae.